AUGAAGUUCCCCGGGAAGCCCAGGAGCCACAGAGCUGCUUUUCUGCCUCUCUGCUGGCUACUUUGGAAGAUCCUGCAGCCAGGACACUGCCACCCUUACGACAACCGCUAUGCUGGUGAUAAACUGAUAAGACUCGUUCCCAACACUGAAGAGGAAGCAUCUGCACUGAGGAGCAUGUACCACCGACUCAAGGUGGACCUGUGGCAGCCCAGCAGCAUCUCCUAUGUGUCAGAGGGGACAGUCACUGAUGUCCGUAUUCCCCAAAAUGCUUCCAGAACUCUGUUAGCCUUCCUACAGGAAGCCCGCAUCCAGUACAAGGUCCUCAUAGAAGAUCUUCAGAAAGCUGUGGAAAAUGAAAACAGCUUCCAAACCCAGAGGAGCAGAAGAUCCUUGUCUGAAUACAACUAUGAGGUUUAUCACUCCUUGGAAGACAUUCAAAGUUGGAUGCGCCAUCUGAACCAAACUCAGCCAGGCCUUGUCCGGGUAUUCUCUAUUGGAAGAUCGUACGAAAAAAGACCUCUCCUUAUCUUACAGCUGGGCAGAAAAUCACAAGCCUACAAAAAGGCAGUCUGGAUAGACUGUGGCAUUCACGCGAGAGAAUGGAUCGGCCCUGCCUUUUGUCAGUGGUUUGUUAGAGAGGCCCUUCUGACCUACAAGACUGACCCAGCCAUGAGAAAAAUGUUGAACCAUCUGUAUUUCUAUAUCAUGCCUGUGUUUAAUGUUGAUGGAUACCACUUCAGCUGGACACAUGAUCGAUUCUGGAGAAAGACAAGGUCAAGAAACUCCAGGUUUCGCUGCCGCGGAGUUGACGCCAAUCGAAACUGGAAGGUGAAAUGGUGUGAUGAAGGGGCCUCCGCACACCCUUGUGAUGAUACAUACUGUGGUCCUUUCCCAGAAUCGGAGCCGGAAGUGAAGGCUGUGGCUGACUUCCUUCGGAAACACAGGAAGCGCAUUAGGGCCUACCUGUCCUUUCACGCCUAUGCUCAGAUGUUGCUGUAUCCCUAUUCUUACAAACACGCAACAAUCCCCAAUUUUAGCUGCGUGGAAUUUGCAGCUCACAAAGCCGUGAAGGCACUUCGGUCGGUACAUGGAAUACGAUACAGACACGGCCCUGCCUCCCAAACAUUGUACGUAAGCUCUGGGAACUCGAUGGAUUGGGCUUAUAAAAACGGAAUACCCUAUGCAUUUGCUUUUGAACUUCGAGACACUGGGCAUUUUGGAUUCUUAUUGCCGGAGAUGCUCAUAAAACCCACGUGCAUAGAGACCAUGCUGGCUGUGAAGAAUAUCACCAUGCAUCUGCUAAAGAAAUGCCCUUGAGAGAAACGCGAGUCUGCUCUGCCAACCCGGAGAAAGCCGGGGCUGACCUAAAGGCAGCUUGGCAAAAGGAACUGUUUACACUGGAAGGAUCUGUGGACGUUAAAGGAUCUUUUCAUGCAAUUUGGCACUUUGUAACAAUAGAAAAUUAGGACACAGCCUACUUUGGUAUGAGAAGAAAAUCCACUUUAUAUCCCUUUAGAGUCUUAUUUGAUUAUAGGAGGGGAAGGAAAUGUUUUCAAAUUCCUUUGUUUCAAGAAGUAUGCAAAUUAGUUGAGGAUUGCCCUUCAAUCAACCUCCAUGCCCUUGAUCAAGAUCUAGGCUACCAAUGGCAUUUAAUUACUUGGUUCUUAUU
This is a messenger RNA of Psammomys obesus (fat sand rat), 1669 nucleotides long. RefSeq names its product carboxypeptidase A6 (gene Cpa6). The record is from RefSeq and is a predicted model, not a curated record. NCBI's taxonomy places the organism in Eukaryota, Metazoa, Chordata, Mammalia, Rodentia, Muridae. The transcript is spliced from 11 exons. Bases 1 to 1317 code for a protein of 438 amino acids. Gene Ontology annotation, biological process: proteolysis. Gene Ontology annotation, molecular function: metallocarboxypeptidase activity; zinc ion binding.